AUGCCGCCACCGGCCUCUUCAGUAGAUUUCUCAAAUCUGCUGAACCCUCAAAGCAAUUCUACUGAUUCUACCCCUUCCACCCCUGUGGACAGCUCCAAGACUCCUUCUACUCCGUCCAGCACACAGUCGAACUCCAACAUGGCGUCGUCAGUCAGCCUACUUCCGCCGCUUAUGAAGGGUGCCCGGCCUGCGACCGAAGAAGUGCGUCAGGAUCUUCCCCGCCCUUACAAGUGCCCCCUCUGCGAUCGCGCGUUUCACCGUCUGGAGCACCAGACAAGGCAUAUUCGCACGCAUACGGGUGAAAAGCCGCACGCCUGCCAAUUCCCCGGCUGCACCAAGCGCUUCAGUCGUUCUGAUGAGCUUACGCGCCACUCGCGAAUCCACAACAACCCUAAUUCGAGGCGCAGCAACAAGGCUCAGCAUCUGGCCGCGGCCGCUGCAGCUGCUGCAGGGCAGGACAACGCCAUGGCCAACACCGCCAGCGCUAUGAUGCCUCCUCCCAGCAAGCCAAUGACCCGGUCGGCCCCCGUGUCGCAGGUCGGCUCCCCCGACGUUUCUCCCCCUCACUCCUUCUCCAACUACGCCAGUCACAUGCGGUCGAACUUGGGCCCGUAUGCUCGCAAUAGCGAACGGGCAUCGUCGGGCAUGGACAUUAACCUCCUGGCGACGGCUGCGUCGCAGGUGGAACGCGACGAACACUUCAGCUUCCAUGCAGGGCCACGCAAUCACCAUCUGUUCAGCUCGCGCCACCACGGAAGUGGCCGUCUGCCCUCUUUGUCUGCUUACGCGAUCACACACAACAUGAGCCGGUCGCAUUCACAUGAAGACGACGACGGCUACUCGCACCGUGUGAAACGUUCAAGACCUAACUCUCCCAACUCGACUGCUCCUUCCUCUCCCACCUUCUCCCACGACUCCCUCUCACCCACUCCCGAUCACACUCCCUUGGCGACUCCCGCUCACUCGCCGCGCUUGAGACCCCUGGGCUCCAGCGAUCUGCAUUUGCCGUCUAUCCGUCAUCUGUCGCUCCACCACACACCAGCUCUUGCUCCGAUGGAACCACAACCGGAAGGGCCCAACUACUACAGUCCUUCCCAGGGUCACCAUGGUCCUAGUAUCUCGGACAUCAUGUCUAAACCGGACGGAACACAGCGCAAGCUGCCAGUCCCUCAGGUGCCGAAAGUCGCCGUUCAGGAUAUGUUGAAUCCUAGUAGUGGAUUCUCGUCGGUCACUUCGUCGACCGCGAAUUCCGUUGCCGGUGGUGACCUGGCCGAACGUUUCUAA
Molecule: messenger RNA, 1284 nt
Organism: Aspergillus eucalypticola CBS 122712
Lineage: Eukaryota; Fungi; Ascomycota; Eurotiomycetes; Eurotiales; Aspergillaceae
Product: C2H2-type zinc finger protein
Exons: 1
Coding region: 1-1284 (427 amino acids)
Cellular component (GO): cytoplasm; nucleus
Molecular function (GO): RNA polymerase II cis-regulatory region sequence-specific DNA binding
Source: RefSeq, a predicted model, not a curated record